This is a messenger RNA of Podospora bellae-mahoneyi, 927 nucleotides long. It is a transcript of the gene IDI1, whose product is annotated as isopentenyl-diphosphate delta-isomerase idi1. Lineage: Eukaryota; Fungi; Ascomycota; Sordariomycetes; Sordariales; Podosporaceae. Bases 157 to 927 code for a protein of 256 amino acids. The record is from RefSeq and is a predicted model, not a curated record. The transcript is spliced from 3 exons. Gene Ontology annotation, biological process: isopentenyl diphosphate biosynthetic process; isoprenoid biosynthetic process. Gene Ontology annotation, cellular component: cytoplasm. Gene Ontology annotation, molecular function: isopentenyl-diphosphate delta-isomerase activity.
GGUUCAGGGCACCCACUUUAAAUUGCAGCUGUGUUGACCCUUAUCGUGGACUUGUUGGGGAACCUUAAUUCCUUCCAAUAUAACUUGCGCCCAAACCCUCUGUCUACCACCCGUAACGCGCUCCUAAUCUCACCCACUUCAUCUAUACCGCCCACCAUGUCUGUCACCACCAUCGAGACCCAGACGCGCAGCGUCCCCAUCACAGCCGAGACCAUCCUUAGCCUCUUCCCCGAUAUCGACACCAGCGGCGAGGCGCUCGAGGGCCACGAUGAGGAGCAGAUCCGCUUGAUGGACGAGGUCUGCAUCGUGACAGAUGAGAAUGAUAUGCCGAUCGGAACUGCCAGCAAGAAGCUUUGCCACCUCAUGACGAACAUCGACAAGGGACUCUUGCACCGCGCCUUCUCCGUCUUCCUCUUCAACGACAAGAACGAGCUGCUUCUUCAGCAGCGUGCCUCCGAGAAGAUUACCUUCCCGGACAUGUGGACCAACACCUGCUGCUCGCACCCGCUGCACAUGGCGAGCGAGACCGGGUCCAACCUGGAGGACUCUGUUUUGGGCGUCAAGAAUGCUGCGCGACGGAAGUUGGACCACGAAUUGGGCAUCAAGAAGGAGCAGGUCCCCCUGGAGGACUUUCACUUCCUGACACGCAUUCACUACAAGGCGCCAAGCGACGGGAAAUGGGGCGAGCACGAGAUCGACUACAUUCUCUUCAUCAAGGCGAAUGUCGAUCUUAACCCCAGCCCGAACGAGGUCAAGGACGUACAGUAUGUCUCUGCCGAGAAGCUGAAGCAGCUCUUUGAGGAUCCUUCCCUUAAGUUCACGCCUUGGUUCAAGCUGAUCUGCAACUCGAUGCUGUUUGAGUGGUGGGCGAACUUGGACACCGGGCUCGACAAGUACAAGAACGAGCAGGAGAUCCGCCGCAUGUAG